AUGUGGGCAAACUCAGUUGAAGAGGCAUUCUUUCAGGCAUGUAAGUGGUUAGACCUGUGUGCACGUAACGGUAUCACCUUGAAUCCCAAGAAAUUUCAGUUCGCCCAAGAUGCAGUCGAAUUUGCUGGUCUUGCAAUCACACCUACGAACAUACAACCAAGUGACAAAUUUAUAGAUGCCAUAAGGAAAUUCCCAACACCUACAGAUAUCAGUGGUGCCCGAGCCUGGUUUGGGCUCAUUAAUCAAGGCGCUUAUGCAUUCUCAAUGGCACGUCAGAUGAAGCCAUUCAGGAAGCUCCUAAAGCCGUCCACAAAAUUUGAAUGGACAGAUGAGUUGGACAACCUGUUCCACCAAUCCAAAGAAGUCAUUAUAGAAGAGAUGAAAGAAGGAGUGCGUUUGUUUGAUCCAAACCGCCAAACAUGUCUGUCCACUGAUUGGUCUGUUGAUGGAGUUGGAUUCUUCCUGAUGCAAAAGUAUUGCCAAUGCACCUCCAAAACUCCAGCAUGUUGUCACAAUGGCUGGAAGUUAUGCUUGGUAGGAAGCAGGUUUACCCACCCAGCAGAAAGCAGAUAUGCACCCAUAGAGGGUGAAGCCCUGGCCGUGGCCUAUGCAUUGCAUCAGACUCGCUACUAUGUAUUGGGCUGUAAAGAUUUGAUUGUUGCCACAGACCACAAACCACUGGUUCAGGUGCUAAAUGAUAGGUCACUCACCGAAAUUCACAACAGGCGACUACUCAAUCUCAAAGAAAAGACACUAGCAUACAGAUUCACCAUAGUGCAUGUCCCAGGGAAGAAGAAUCCCGGCCCAGAUGCAGCAUCCAGACACCCUGCUGGUCGGCCAAGUAGAAUGCAUCUACCAAAUGAACCAUCUGACAGUGACACCAUAUCCUACAUGACUGUGCCUCCACAGGUCACAUUGGCUAGUCUAUACCAAGACACAGCAGACACAGACUUUGCUGAUGAUGCUUGCACCAUUGCUGCUGCGUCUGCCUCACUGGAUGCUGCUAACAUUAUUGUCACCUGGGAUAUGGUCCGAGAUGCCACCUCUUCAGAUACAACAUUACUUACACUAAUGCAAUACCUUGAGAAAGGCUUUCCAGAAGAUUGCAGAGAACUCCCCAUAGAGAUACGUCCAUACCACCGUCACACAGCAAGCCUGUGUGUUGUUAAUGGAGUGAUACUCAUGGGUCAACGAAUUGUUAUCCCAAGGGCCUUACGCACACCAAUCCUCAAUGCCCUCCAUGCAGCUCACCAGGGUAUAAGUGCUAUGCAGUCCCGAGCAGCAGACUCUGUUUUUUGGCCCAAUAUCUCAGUUGACAUUGCUAGAGUUAGGGACCAAUGUGCACAUUGUCAUCGCAUGGCUAAAUCAAACCCGAUGCAGCCACCAUCUGAUAUUAAACAACCAGACUACCCUUUCCAAAUGAUCUGCUGUGAGUACUUCACAUACAACAGUAAAGAUUAUGUUGUCAUUGUCGACCGAUAUUCCAAUUGGCAAAUGGCUUUUAAAGCAGAAGGAGGCGCAGAGGGUCUAAUCAGAGGAUUGCGUGAAACUUUCGUCACAUUUGGAAUACCAGAGGAGUAA
This is a messenger RNA of Lingula anatina, 1581 nucleotides long. RefSeq lists its product as uncharacterized. NCBI's taxonomy places the organism in Eukaryota, Metazoa, Brachiopoda, Lingulata, Lingulida, Lingulidae. The record is from RefSeq and is a predicted model, not a curated record.